Salvia miltiorrhiza (redroot sage) is the source of this 372-nucleotide messenger RNA. RefSeq lists its product as uncharacterized. Bases 1 to 372 code for a protein of 123 amino acids. NCBI's taxonomy places the organism in Eukaryota, Viridiplantae, Streptophyta, Magnoliopsida, Lamiales, Lamiaceae. The record is from RefSeq and is a predicted model, not a curated record. The transcript has a single exon.
AUGGUUGUGGCAUUAGGUCCGGGAAAGUUCUACGGCAGCAGCCUGCCGCGGCCGCGCUUCUACACCGACGUCAAAUUCAACGAAGAGAGGGUGGAUCCGCCGCCCUCCGUCACGGAUCCGCUCAUGGCGUGGGCGGAGGAGGCGCACUGGUCCAUGGGCGGCCUCAACGUCAAGCGCCACCGCCUCCAGGGCCGCAUCGAGGGCAAUGUCGAGAGGCUCCGCGUGCAGCGGGAGCAGAUCUUCAAGAGAUCCCCAAUUCCGAAUAAAUCCGUCAAAAAACCGUCCGCCUCUCGCCGCCAGGAGGACGAGAUCGAUAAGACUCCCUCCCCGCCGCGCGCUCCGGUGGCGAUUAAGCGGGAAAUUGGGGGAUGA